This is a messenger RNA of Cladophialophora psammophila CBS 110553, 2079 nucleotides long. RefSeq lists its product as uncharacterized. The transcript is spliced from 3 exons. Gene Ontology annotation, molecular function: DNA-binding transcription factor activity, RNA polymerase II-specific; zinc ion binding; RNA polymerase II cis-regulatory region sequence-specific DNA binding. NCBI's taxonomy places the organism in Eukaryota, Fungi, Ascomycota, Eurotiomycetes, Chaetothyriales, Herpotrichiellaceae. Gene Ontology annotation, cellular component: nucleus. Bases 1 to 2079 code for a protein of 692 amino acids. The record is from RefSeq and is a predicted model, not a curated record. Gene Ontology annotation, biological process: positive regulation of transcription from RNA polymerase II promoter by galactose; DNA-templated transcription.
AUGAAUGCAAACGACGCAAGGUCAAAUGCGACGGCAACAGUCCAUGUCAGAGAUGCGCUACACAAAAUGUGGAUUGCUCAUACUUUCGCCGAGGACGACGUGGUAGCUUCGAAGACUGCUCAGAAUGACCUCAAUUCGCAAAUGCGACAGAUGCAGAGUGUCCUCCACACUUUGGUAAAUAAGAUGAGUCCCCGGGCGCCAAAUAAACAAGAUGCUCGAGAGGGAGGGAAUGCAAAUGAUUCGACGGUCAGGAACUCCGACCAGCGCAACGAGCCGGUUUGGAGCGACGCAAACCCAGUUCGCGCCGAAUCACCUCAUGUGCGCGGACCAACGAGCACGGAAUUCACCCUCGACGUUGUGAAAUGCGGCUUCAGAGCUAUGGGAUAUGACUCAACCCCUCCAGCAUCACCCACCCAAGCUCAAGUCUGCGGGAAUCAAGCACUUGACACGGGCUUACUUUCAAGUUGCAAACUCAGCCCGGGUCUCAGACUGGUGACGAAAGACCCUUUAUGGCAACUCGGUAAAACCAGAGCUUUGCAGUUGAUUGGAAGCUAUACCAGCGGGCCGGGCGCGAUGUAUCCGGUGCUUCACGGCCAGAAUCUGAUUGAUCAGGUCGAGAAGCUGUUUUCGGCCGUCCACGACCUACAAAAUCCAGGUCCUUCGCAACGGAAAGCCCUCGCCUCGGAGGUCCUCCUAGCUCAUGAUCCAACGACGCUCCAACUGGUCCUGGCCAUAGGCAUCACGAUCCAGAAGAGGAGCUCUGACGAGCUUAUGCUUCGACUGUAUGACAGUGCCCAGGAAGAAUUGACAAGGUCGCUCCUGGAUACCCCGACGACCUUACAGUCUGUGGUCUGGUUGAUUUUGGCGGCUAUUUUCCAUUUUCACCUUGACGACGAGCAUAAAGCUGGCAAAUUCGUUUCCAUGGCUGCGCGAGCCUGUUUAGAGCUGGGCCUGCACCGAAACGAGAGUCUCUUGCGUAGCUUUCCAGAUAUCAAAGAGCGCAACCAAGCUGUUCUUAUCUUUUGGGCCGUCUACAUACUCGACAGACGUCAGAGUUCGGUACUUGGAAUCCCUUUCGUCUUACAGGACAUUGAUUUUGACGCGACGUUGAUGACGCCAACGCUUGAUGUUUCCUCCUAUGCUGAUUUGGAGACCCGGUCACCGAGUGCUGUUCAGGCACAAAAGGCUUCGCUACAAUAUGUGGCCGCAAUGGUUGACUUUGCAAAACUGUCGGGUAAGGCCAUCCGGAUUGUCAAUAAACUGGGUGAUAUGUCUCUCGAAUUCCCUAAAGAAGAAGUCGGCUUUCUAGACUAUCAGGUUCAGCAGUGGUACUCAAGUCUGCCUGAUAUUCUGCAAACCUCUUGUGAACGCGUAUGCGAGCACGGGAGUGGAGAUAGGGCGACUGAUGUGUCUUUCUACCUCCGAGUCGUGCUGAAGACGCGGACUUGUCAACUCCGCAACCUUUUGUGGAGGCCAGUCCUCUAUUCUACGGCCAGAGUCUCCAGGAACGCCGGUCAUGCCCGGACAGCGAUCGAGGCGGCAAAAGAGACGGUUUUGUUUCUAUGGAGGGUGAACACAUCAACGCCAUUGCUUCGGUCGCACCCCGUCUUCUUCAAGCACUUUCUGAUCAACGCUCUCGGUGUUCUCUUGCUCAGUAUCGUUCACGCAUGGGAGGAUUUUGGAUGCCACAUCAGCCAAGAUUUCUACAUGGCUCUGGAUCUCCUGAGAGUCUUGUGUGCAGAGUCACCCCUUAUCAUGCGAUACUGGGAACCCAUCCAGAGGCUGGAGAAAGUGGCGCACAGAAAUGGCCUUGAGCGUAAGCAAGUUUCUGAAGGGCCAAUUCCGGAUGAACUCUCGGACAUGAUCGCAGGUGACCAGGACGGCCACCACGCACCGACCGAAAUUAUUAUGCCGACUUGGGCAGCGGCAAACGAGUCAGAGUGUGACAUGGAUUUUAUAGAUCUGGUUGAUUUCAGGUCAGACUUCGUCACCCUCUUUGACCUUGAGGCCGGAGGCCCAAAUGCCCUUCUUGACAUUCCGCUAAACGGGGUGUUCAUGACCAAUCUUACAGCCUCAUAA